This is a messenger RNA of Hansenula ciferrii, 1134 nucleotides long. It is a transcript of the gene SFA1, whose product is annotated as bifunctional alcohol dehydrogenase/S-(hydroxymethyl)glutathione dehydrogenase. The transcript is spliced from 2 exons. Bases 1 to 1134 code for a protein of 377 amino acids. Gene Ontology annotation, molecular function: S-(hydroxymethyl)glutathione dehydrogenase [NAD(P)+] activity; zinc ion binding. NCBI's taxonomy places the organism in Eukaryota, Fungi, Ascomycota, Saccharomycetes, Phaffomycetales, Wickerhamomycetaceae. Gene Ontology annotation, cellular component: cytosol. Gene Ontology annotation, biological process: formaldehyde catabolic process. The record is from RefSeq and is a predicted model, not a curated record.
AUGUCUACUCAAGGUCAAGUAACUGCCAUUGCUUGGGAAGCUGGUAAACCAUUAUCAAUUGAAGAUAUCGAAGUUGCUCCACCAAAAGCUCAUGAAGUUCGUAUCAAAAUAACAAACACUGGUGUUUGUCAUACUGAUGCUUAUACUUUAUCAGGUGUUGAUCCAGAAGGUGCCUUCCCUGCAAUCUUGGGUCAUGAAGGUGCUGGUAUUGUGGAAUCUAUUGGUGAAGGUGUUACAAGUGUUAAAGUUGGUGAUUCAGUUAUUGCUUUAUAUACUGCUGAAUGUAAAGAAUGUAAAUUUUGUAAAAGUGGUAAAACUAAUUUAUGUGGUUCUGUUAGAGCUACCCAAGGGAAAGGUGUUAUGCCAGAUGGUACUGUUAGAUUUAAACAUAAAGCCAGUGGUAAAGAAUUAUUACAUUUUAUGGGUUGUUCAACUUUCUCACAAUAUACUGUUGUUGCUGAUGUUUCAGUUGUUGCUGUUAACCCUAAGGCUCCACAAGAAAAAACUUGUCUUUUAGGUUGUGGUGUUACUACUGGUUAUGGUGCUGCGAUAAACACUGCUAAUGUUCAAGAAGGUGAUAAUGUUGCAAUUUUCGGUGCUGGUUGUGUUGGGUUAUCUGUUGUUCAAGGUGCUGCAUUAAGAAAAGCUAAUAAGAUUAUUGUUGUUGAUAUUAAUGAUUCUAAAAAAGAAUGGGCUGAUAAAUUUGGUGCUACAGAUUUUGUUAAUCCAACUAAAUUACCUGAAGGUCAAACUAUUGUUGAUAAAUUAAUUGAAAUGACUGAUGGUGGGUUAGAAUAUACGUUUGAUUGUACAGGUAAUGUUAAUGUUAUGAGACAAGCUUUAGAAUCAUGUCAUAAAGGUUGGGGUGAAUCAAUUAUUAUUGGUGUUGCCGCUGCAGGUAAGGAAAUUUCAACAAGACCAUUCCAAUUGGUUACUGGUAGAGUUUGGAAAGGUAGUGCUUUUGGUGGUGUUAAAGGUAGAACUCAAUUACCAGGUUUUGUAGAAGAUUAUUUAAAAGGUGAAUUAAAAGUUGAUGAAUUUAUUACUCAUAGACGUCCUUUAAUUGAAAUUAAUGAAGCUUUUAAAGAUAUGCAUAAUGGUGAAUGUAUUAGAGCUGUUGUUAAUUUUGAUUAA